CUUCCUGGAGCGGGGACUUGUCAACAGGCGGUGGGUCUGGCCCGAGUCGAGUCGGGGCGGGCGCCCCCAGGGCAGAGAAGAGAGAACCCAGCCCCACCCGAGACGUACCCCCCCUUCCCCUGGAUCUUGCCCCUUGGGGCACUUCCCCACCCUGCCCCCAACUUCAGGGAACUUUCCAGUCCUGUCCCCUCUGUGGUGGGCGGCCGGGAUGCCCGGAGCCCCCCAGUACUGCCCCGUGACCUUUGACCUGCCCUGUGACCUUUGAUCUGAAGGUGAGCUACAAUCAGGGGGGCACCGUAGGCCUCCAUUUGCCACGCCACCUGCGGGGAUGUCGCCGCCCCCGCCUCUGUGUCUGGCCGGAGACCCCGGCAUGGGCCCGGUGUGGCCCCGGCCCCGGUGAGCCGGUGCAGGGACCAUGAGUGGCGCCCGGAAGAAAAGCAGCUUCCAGAUCACCAGCAUCACCAGCGAGUUCGAGCCGCCGGCGGCGCCGCCCGCCCUGGAGCCGCCCGAGGACACGGCCGCGCCGCGCAACGGGCCGCCCGGUGCUGCCUCCCGCUUCCGCCUGGUGAAGCUGGACCAGGGCCCGGGCGAGCCCUUCAAACGGGGCCGCUGGACCUGCCUGGAGUUCUACGACCAUGACCCUGAGCACCAGGCUGUGGGGCGGAUCCUGGGCGCCCCCCGGUACCCACAGUCCCUCGACUCCCGCCUAGAGCUGGCUGGGCUGCUGCCCAAGCCCCACGGCUACUUCAGCCCCCCGCCGCCGCUGCGUGGGCACGGCCACUCCCAGGGCACGGCCCAUCCCAGCGAGCACUUGCCCCACUCGCUGGGGGGCGGGGAGAGGACGCCUGGGGGCAGAGCUCACAGCCAUGGGGCUGCCGCGGAGCCGAGCCUGGGGGUCGAAGAGCUGCUGCUACCCCACAGCCUCGCCCAGCGCAUCCGGAGGGAGAUGGAGGAGAGGCACAAGGUGCCACCCCGAGGCUCCCGCCCCUCAUCCCCAGCUCCCCCGUUCUUCCGGGAAGGGAGCCCUGUCCGGAGGGGGUCAGACCCCUUUGGAGGCCUGGCCCGCUCCAUGUUCGCUAUGGGGGGCCACCAGGACAGCGAUGAUGAAAGUGGCUCGGGCAGCAGCAUGAUUGCCAUCGACAACAAGAUCGAACAAGCCAUGGACCUGGUGAAGAGCCACCUGAUGUUCGCGGUGCGGGAGGAGGUGGAGGUGCUGCGGGAGCAGAUCAAGGAGCUGGCCGAGCGCAACGCGGCCCUGGAGUGGGAGAACGGGCUCCUGCGCUCCCUGGCCAGCCCUGAGCAGCUGGCCCAGCUCCGCCGCCCCACGGCCUGACCACCACCGGGGCAACCACAAGCUAUGAUCCCGCACAUGUGAAGGGAGCUGCAGGGGCCUCACCGGACUAGGGGUGGCUACUAACACAGCACGUGCCUUGGGGGACAGGAUGGAGCCAGGACUCCUGGGUUCUCUCCCCGGCUCUGGGAGGGGAGUGGGGUUCGGUGGGUCAGAGCAGGGGGGGCUGGGAGCCAGGACUCCUGGGUUCUCUCCCCGGCUCUGGGAGGGGAGUGGGGUCCAGUGGGUCAGAGCAGGGGGCUGUGGGCACUAGGAUUCCUGGCUCUGGGUGGGGGGCAGCUUCUCAGGGUGAGGGCUUUAAUUCAGCAGGGGUGGGCAUGGUUCUGCCCAAAGCAGAGGGACUGGAGUGGCCAGGGCAGGGGCAGCCCCCCAGGACUAGCUGGGGAGGCUGUUGGCCACGUGGGCGAAGGGGCCUGGGCUGUGUGUGUGGGGGGGCAGAGAGCCUCCGAGGCGCGGGGGGGGACGGGACGGUGGUGGCAAUAGUAAUAAUUUGUAAUAAAGAAACUUUUCUAGUAUUUCAGGUUAUUAAAAUAGCAGCAGCAGCCGA
This is a messenger RNA of Malaclemys terrapin pileata, 1898 nucleotides long. RefSeq names its product TSC22 domain family member 4 (gene TSC22D4). Gene Ontology annotation, biological process: response to osmotic stress; regulation of transcription by RNA polymerase II. The record is from RefSeq and is a predicted model, not a curated record. The coding region runs from base 416 to 1333 and encodes 305 amino acids. Lineage: Eukaryota; Metazoa; Chordata; Testudines; Emydidae. The transcript has 4 exons.